Molecule: messenger RNA, 784 nt
Organism: Gossypium arboreum
Lineage: Eukaryota; Viridiplantae; Streptophyta; Magnoliopsida; Malvales; Malvaceae
Exons: 4
Coding region: 1-558 (185 amino acids)
Source: RefSeq, a predicted model, not a curated record
AUGCCAAUCAGCAAGACAACUCGUGUCUUGUCUGUCCACGAGUCUUGUUCAUAUUUGGACAAUCCUCCAGAUAGUCCGCCAAUGGUGCUAACGUGUUACAAGUGCUUGCCCUCAUGUGUCCUUUUUUCACACACAGGAAGGCUUAGAAAAAUAUUCUCUAAUGACUUUGAUCAUCCAGAGACAAUCUUUCACGCUGUGUUUGGGAAGAAAUGUUAUACUUGGUCUUUUAGUGGGGAUUUUACUUUCCGAAGUUCAGAAUCUGGAUUUGAGUGGAGAGAAAAAUCAGACUGGACCAAUCAAAGAACAGAAGAGUGGGAGCCUUCUAGUGAAAGUGAACUUGUGGAUGAGUCAUAUGCUGUAGGAUCAUGUUCUGAUAGAGCAAUCCUUGGUCUGCCUCCAACUGGCCGCUUAAAGCUCGAAGAUGUUAAAAAGGCCUUCCGCUUAUCAUCUUUAAAGUGGCAUCCUGAUAAACAUCAAGGUCCUUCACAGGCAAUGGCUGAAGAGAAAUUUAAGACCUGUGUUGCGGCAUACAAAUCAUUAUGUAAUGCUUUAGCAUGAGGUGAUUAGUGUUUCUUCAAAUUGAAGCUACACAGAGAGAAUAAUAUCAAUCUAUUUAUAAGCAGUACUGAUUGGUUCUUCCAAAGUUUUAGUUUUUGGUCUCACAAUUGACAAUGGGCCUUGUAUUUUCUUUUUCUUUUUAUAACAAGGGAACAGAGAUUGUAUAACUUCAAUAUAAAAUAUAAGGUGAUUAGAGAUCUUGAUGAUGAUUCUUACAGGUAAAGAA